GUUAUGGCCUCGUGUUUGCUGUUUGCCAUUGGUCUUGGACUGUGCUCGCUGUACAACCUGUUCUUCGGUCUGUUCACUCGCAUCGGAAGUACCAACGUAGCGUUUCUGGGCUUGCAGGCUGUCUUGCUGACGUUGACCGUGUUCCUCUUCGCGGAGAACUACGGGUUUGUGUGUCCGGACGACACACACAUCGGUCCUUCGUACAUAGUGGCGAUGUGCACCAUUCUCCUUUCACUGGUCACGCUGUUCUGCUGUAGGUGGAUCAAUGCCAGACAGCUCUAUCAGUACACUCGGCUGGACUAA
Messenger RNA from Sphaeroforma arctica JP610, 303 nucleotides. RefSeq lists its product as hypothetical. The transcript has 2 exons. NCBI's taxonomy places the organism in Eukaryota, Ichthyosporea, Ichthyophonida. The record is from RefSeq and is a predicted model, not a curated record. The annotation marks the transcript as partial.